Molecule: messenger RNA, 4862 nt
Organism: Lemur catta (Ring-tailed lemur)
Lineage: Eukaryota; Metazoa; Chordata; Mammalia; Primates; Lemuridae
Gene: CDKL2
Product: cyclin dependent kinase like 2
Exons: 14
Coding region: 449-2158 (569 amino acids)
Biological process (GO): protein phosphorylation
Cellular component (GO): nucleus
Molecular function (GO): cyclin-dependent protein serine/threonine kinase activity; ATP binding
Source: RefSeq, a predicted model, not a curated record
CCCCAGGCUGGCUGGAGCUGGGCAGGUUCGCCGACUCGAGCUGGCAGGUGGUGCCCUGUCACGCCGGCUAAUUUCUCUACCGGCCUUGGCCUUGACAGGUGCCUGCCGAGGACGCAUUCUGACCUGGGCCGUGUCUCUCUCUGGAGACUUCGCGCCUAUGGUUGGGGACAGGGUGAGGUCGUUGCCUUGACGACAGCAUGCGGCCCGCGGUCCUCCCAAGAGUGAGCUUGCGGCGGGCCCGGGUCCCUCUGCCCCCUGCCGGCCUCACCUGGGACCCGUGACCAGUGCCUGUGACCGCAGAAGAAAUCACGGCAGCCCUGGAAUUGCCGGUUUGUUAGUCAGCGACGCGUUUCACCUCAAAAUCGUUUCAGGUUGAAAACCUCUGGCUCUUUCCAUGCGAAAGGAUUUGAAGAAACACAAAAAAAGUUCCUGCUGGUUUUAAAUUAAAAUGGAAAAAUAUGAGAACCUAGGAUUGGUUGGAGAAGGAAGUUAUGGAAUGGUGAUGAAGUGUAGGAAUAAAGAUAGUGGAAGAAUUGUGGCCAUCAAGAAGUUCUUAGAGAGUGAUGAUGACAAAAUGGUUAAAAAAAUUGCAAUGCGAGAAAUCAAGUUACUAAAGCAACUGAGGCAUGAAAAUUUGGUGAAUCUGUUGGAAGUAUGUAAGAAAAAAAAACGAUGGUACCUCGUCUUUGAAUUUGUUGAUCACACAGUUCUUGAUGACUUGGAGCUCUUUCCAAAUGGACUAGACUACAAAGUAGUUCAAAAGUAUUUGUUUCAGAUUAUUAAUGGAAUUGGAUUCUGUCACAGUCACAAUAUCAUACACAGAGAUAUAAAGCCAGAGAAUAUAUUAGUCUCCCAGUCUGGUGUUGUCAAGUUAUGUGAUUUUGGAUUUGCACGAACACUGGCAGCUCCUGGGGAGGUUUAUACUGAUUAUGUGGCCACCCGAUGGUACAGAGCUCCAGAACUAUUGGUUGGUGAUGUCAAGUAUGGCAAGGCUGUUGAUGUGUGGGCCAUUGGUUGUUUGGUAACUGAAAUGCUCAUGGGGGAACCCCUAUUUCCUGGAGAUUCUGAUAUUGAUCAGCUAUAUCAUAUUAUGAUGUGUUUAGGUAAUCUAAUCCCAAGACAUCAGGAGCUGUUCUAUAAAAAUCCUGUGUUUGCUGGAGUGAGAUUGCCUGAAAUCAAGGAAACAGAACCUCUUGAAAGACGCUAUCCUAAGCUCUCUGAUGUGGUGAUAGAUUUAGCAAAGAAAUGCUUACAUACUGACCCAGACAAAAGGCCCUUCUGUGCUGAGCUCCUACACCAUGAUUUUUUUCAAAUGGAUGGAUUUGCUGAGAGGUUUUCUCAGGAACUACAGUUAAAAGUACAGAAAGAUGCCAGAAAUAUUUCCUUAUCUAAAAAAUCCCAAAACAGAAAGAAGGAAAAGGAAAAAGAUGAUUCCUUAGGUGAAGAAAGAAAAACACUUAUAGUACAGGAUACCAAUGCUGAUCCUAAAAUUAAGGAUUAUAAAGUAUUUAAAACAAAAGGGCCAAAAAUUGAUGGACAAAAAGUUGAAAAAGGCAGUAGAACUUCAAAUGCCAGCUGUCUCCAUGACAAUGGGGCAAGCUAUGUCAAAACAGUGCCUUCAACAAGCCUCAGAGACUGCAGCAAUGUCAACGUGGAUCACACAAGGAAUCCAGGCACGGCAAUUCCCCCACUUGUGCACAAUCUUUCUGCAGUUGUUCCCGGUAUUAAUUCCGGAAUGGGGACUAUACCAGCAGUUCAGAGUUACAGAAUGGAUGAGAAAACUAAGAAGUAUUGUAUUCCAUUCAUUAAACAGAAUAAACAUUCCUCAUCAGGCAUUUAUAAUAUUAAUGUGAACACAUCAGUCUCCAGUGAAAAGAGCCUCCUUCAGGCAAAUAAGAAAAGAAGAGAAUACUCCAAGACAGAUGUCCGUUUGCCUGAACUAAACUAUAAUCAUCUCCCCGAACUAAGAGCCUUGGAAGGCAUAGCUCGAAAUCCCAGGCUAGUAAAGAAAGAGAACAAAAUUCUUUCAGAAUCUCGAAUUCCUUCUCUGGCUGCUAUUGACUUGCACACCCCCAGUAUUGCAUUACAUCAGGUAUCAGGAGCUCCCCUGUCAGAUGAUUCGGAGCCUGAUUUGCCUCGAAUGGAACACCAGCACUGAGGAUCAUUUUGGUUCUGAACUGGAUGCUGCUCUAGCAUUUGAGAUGACAUCCUCUUGCAGCAAGAAUGCUGGUAUCCUAGGAGGAGAGAUUUGUGGUUUUGACUGUUUCCUUCUGAACUACCUGGGUUCUCUGAGAAAGGCCUUGCAGAGGAAGGAAAAACAAAGACCUCCAAAUAUGAAGAUUGAACAAGUGCCCCUCCCCAGCUGUUAUCCUGUCACCUUUCAAGUCCACUGAUGCGAUUUCAAGAUAAUCUGAUGAAAGAAUAGUGUUAUAGUUCUUGUCACAUGAAUGUGCAUUUACUGUUAGUAGAUUGUAUAUUUAAAGUUAAAGAUUGAAAGUAUGUAAAAAAGAGAGAGAGAAACAUUAUAAAAGGUCAUGUAUUCAUGCACUGAAUUUGUAUGUUAUCUGUAUAAAUGUGUACAUUUAUUUAGGAGUGGGUUCAGUGGGGUAGGUGAUAAAAACUAGGAUCAGUUGAAGCAAAUGAAAAACAUGAGGAUCAGCAAGAGAAAAUGUUUCCUUUACCCUAACUUAACUAUAAAAACACACUUAAAAAUCUUGCUUGUUUCUAGGCAUUAAGGGGAUAACGUAACUGCUGUCCAUGGACAGAUGUAUAUCCUUGGUUUCUGUGAUUACUGUUGAUGUUCUAUCAGUGUAUUAUGGGAAUCUGGCCUCUUUGCUGAUCUUCUAAGAACCGCACUAAUGCAAAUCUAGCAGUAAAACCUUUUAUUUCUAAUGACUUAGUACGACUCUGGCAAUGGAUAGUUCUCUGUAUUGUAAGAUUCUGGUGCUAAUGUUCUUGUGUGAAGGAACAUAAUUGGAACAAGAGUGGAGAAGGAGAUUUUGUAGGUAUAUUGUGGAGUUGAGUACUGUGAUUCUCAUUGAAAAAAGAAGUAUCCAAACAAAAUUAGUCAAUGGAAAGCAGGUUUACCUGUUAAUCAGGACUAAUUACUCUUCUGUGGUUCCAAUUGCUAUUGAACCACCCAACUGAAGAGACUUUGGGGAGGGAAUGUUCAUUAUUAGGGACUCCACUCUUGUCCACUGGUAGUUUAAAGUUGAUAUUAGACAGAACCCAGAGCAAUUCUUGUUUCCUUGUUACCUCAAACACUUAGGCCUUCCCAAAAACUUUUCACUAAGGUGCAAAGUAAUUUACUCACAUUCCAUACAUCUUUUCUAAUGCAUGGGUCCAAAACUUUUUGGGUGGGAGGGAUAAACCAGUUUGGCUCCAGGUUCUUGGAGUCUGGGUUUUCAGCCAUGCUCUGCAUUUAUCGUUUUAGAGAAUGGUUGUUAAGGGAACCAGAAUUUGGGGUUUUUGCUCUAACCAAUCAAUAGCGUGUUGUUUUUUUCCCCAAAGCCAUUGAGUAGAACUUAGCCCAAGAAUUUAACUAGAACUUUUCUUUAUUACUCUGAGCUUAAUAUUGAAAUUCUGACCUUAGGCACUGAACCUCAAAAGAGUAGGACAUUCAGGAGGAGGCAAAUAAGGGGUUUCAAUGUAUAAGUCCAUAGGUGGUGGUUAAAUUAAAAUUUGGUCUUGAUUUAAAAGCUCUAUCUUUAACCUCUGACCAGAUGUUUCACAAGGUUAGUAUGGCUGACAUGCUGGAAAAAAUAAGUGAAUUGGCAUUAAUAGGCUUCACAUUAAAACGUUAUUAUUUUGUUUUUACUUUAAAGAGUAUUGCCAGUAGACUCUGCACCAUGGAAAGCAGACGCUAUUUUUAUUUAAGAUCAGUGUGAAAAUAUCAGCUCAAUGUUUGAGGUCCUAGGAUCAAUUACUUUCAAAUUUCUGUACUUGCUUUUGGUAUCUUUUGCCUCUUAAAUCACCUUAUGAGCUUUAGAAUUCAGUAAGGAACUAAAAAUUAUUUACUAGUAGUUCAAGUUGAGACUUGAGGAUCAUAUCUGGUUAGAACUUUGGCAGAACUACCAGAAAAAGAUUUUGCAAAUUGGGGCUGAAGAUACUGAACCAAAAGAAUCCUUUUUUUUUCAGUUUACGGUUAGUCCAUCUUUACAACGAUACGAUUUAGUCACAUACUAAUAGGGAAUAUGUGUGUGCACCAGUGGGUGGCAGUGGGCUUUCUGUGUGUAUGUAUAGUUUAAAAUUAAUAAAUAUUAUCUUACCAAGCUCCAUAGAUGGUUUUAAUUUAGAGACUAUAAAUAAUGCAUCCACCACUGUAUGGUAUGUAACAAAUAAGUUUGAAAUAAUUUGUGAAUUCUUUUUUUGGGAAACUUGAUAUAGGGGUGGCAAGUUAAUUUUCUUGUGUAGCUGGUGAUAGAAGCAGCAUGGUCAUAAAAUAACAUGUCUUGUAAAGACUAACUGAUGAAAGUUGUGACAGACCUAGGCUUAGGACCCGGUUCCCCUGUUGGAGAAUCCCUUGCUUGUUUAGAGUAUCUGACUUCCCACUGAAAUGGGAACAUAGAUGUAUUUUCUUAUGUGAUUCUCUUUAUUGGUUCCCUAAUCUCAGUUGUGCUACCAUACAGGUCUGGAUCUGUACUAAGCUGUGAGUCAGACUAGACUGAAAAAUGUGAUUGACUUGCUGUCUAAGCCCUCCUUGCUAUGACAGAACCACGGGCACCAGAGCGCUGCUCCUGGGGCUUUAGGCUAGUCUUAGUGAAUCGGACUAAAUGGAUUUUUCUCUAUUGUUUUGCAUUAAGUGUUUUUGCAUUAGAAGUGGGUGCUUAAUGCUCUAUGUGAAUAAAAAUUAUGUUCUCACA